This is a messenger RNA of Pan troglodytes (chimpanzee), 2337 nucleotides long. It is a transcript of the gene RCC1L, whose product is annotated as RCC1 like. Gene Ontology annotation, cellular component: mitochondrial inner membrane. The coding region runs from base 1 to 1491 and encodes 496 amino acids. The transcript is spliced from 12 exons. The record is from RefSeq and is a predicted model, not a curated record. NCBI's taxonomy places the organism in Eukaryota, Metazoa, Chordata, Mammalia, Primates, Hominidae. Gene Ontology annotation, biological process: positive regulation of mitochondrial translation. Gene Ontology annotation, molecular function: guanyl-nucleotide exchange factor activity; rRNA binding.
AUGGCGCUGGUGGCGUUGGUGGCUGGGGCUCGGCUGGGGCGGCGGCUGAGCGGGCCGGGGCUGGGGCGAGGGCACUGGACGGCGGCCGGGCGCUCCCGGAGCCGGCGCGAAGCGGCAGAAGCCGAGGCGGAGGUGCCCGUGGUCCAGUACGUGGGCGAGCGCGCUGCCCGCGCCGAUCGCGUCUUCGUGUGGGGCUUCAGCUUCUCGGGGGCGCUGGGCGUGCCUUCCUUUGUGGUGCCAAGCUCCGGGCCCGGGCCCCGCGCCGGCGCCCGACCGCGCCGCAGGAUCCAGCCCGUGCCCUAUCGCCUGGAGCUGGACCAAAAGAUUUCAUCUGCUGCUUGCGGCUAUGGAUUCACACUGCUGUCCUCUAAGACUGCGGAUGUUACGAAAGUCUGGGGGAUGGGACUCAACAAAGAUUCUCAGCUUGGAUUUCACAGGAGCCGGAAAGAUAAAAUGAGGGGCUACGAGUAUGUGUUGGAGCCCUCACCCGUCUCCCUGCCUCUGGACAGACCUCAGGAGACACGGGUGCUGCAGGUCUCCUGCGGCCGAGCUCACUCUCUUGUGUUGACUGACAGGGAAGGAGUCUUCAGCAUGGGAAACAAUUCUUAUGGGCAAUGUGGAAGAAAGGUGGUCGAAAAUGAAAUUUACAGUGAAAGUCACAGAGUCCACAGGAUGCAGGACUUCGAUGGCCAGGUGGUCCAGGUCGCCUGUGGUCAGGAUCAUAGUCUUUUCCUGACGGAUAAAGGAGAAGUCUAUUCUUGUGGAUGGGGUGCUGAUGGGCAAACAGUAGAGACAGGGUUUCGCCAUGUUGACCAGGCUGAUCUCGAACUCCUGACCUCAAGUGAUCUGCCCAUCUCAGCCUCUGAAAGUGUUGGGAUUACAGGUCUGGGUCACUACAAUAUCACCAGCUCGCCCACCAAGCUGGGUGGAGACCUGGCGGGAGUGAACGUUAUCCAAGUUGCCACCUACGGUGAUUGCUGCCUGGCCGUGUCCGCCGACGGAGGACUUUUUGGUUGGGGAAACUCGGAGUACCUGCAGCUGGCCUCUGUCACGGACUCCACACAGGUGAAUGUGCCCCGCUGCUUACACUUCUCAGGAGUGGGGAAGGUGCGACAGGCUGCGUGCGGUGGCACGGGCUGUGCAGUGUUAAACGGAGAAGGACAUGUUUUUGUCUGGGGCUAUGGAAUUCUUGGGAAAGGUCCAAACCUAGUGGAAAGUGCCGUCCCCGAAAUGAUUCCACCCACUCUCUUUGGCUUGACGGAGUUCAACCCAGAAAUCCAGGUUUCCCGCAUCCGAUGUGGACUCAGCCACUUUGCUGCACUGACCAACAAAGGAGAGCUGUUUGUAUGGGGCAAGAACAUCCGAGGGUGCCUGGGAAUCGGUCGCCUGGAGGACCAGUAUUUCCCAUGGAGGGUGACGAUGCCUGGGGAGCCUGUGGACGUGGCAUGUGGCGUGGACCACAUGGUGACCUUGGCCAAGUCAUUCAUCUAAACCUCCCUCACCUGCUUGGGCGGCCCCGUCCCGGGAACCACUGGCACUCCUUGGCAGAGGCCAGCGCGUGGCCAGCCCCCCGGGGUUCUUGGAUGGUGGCGGAGGACCCUGCGUGCAGUGUGACGCUCUGUCCUGAAUCCCUUAGCGGGUACCUACCAGGAGGAUCAGGGCAAGGUCCCUCUCCAGUUGCAGGUGAGGCCUGCGGAACUCAGCUUGGAUGGCAGCCUUUGGUGGGCCGCUGUGGCCCGCACGUCUCUGUUCUCUCCAAGUAACAUGCGACGGUGUCUGGUGUCACGUCUCGCCUGAGAAGCCCGUCUUAGGAAAGCUUAGCUUGAACACAGUGCUCGGGAGGUUUCUGCUCUGUCUGUCAUGGCAGUCUCUUGGUUUGUGUCUGGCCAAGGCCAUGCGUGUGCCUCGGACCGAGCCCCAGCUUAGGCGAGGGAGUCAGGCUGGCUUCCGCCCUCGGUUUUCAUUCAAGCCACCCUGCUCAUGGCCCUUCCUGGCCGCCUGCCACACCGCAAGCUCACUGGGGGGACACUAGAAGCACCGUGGCCUGGGAUUCCAUCUGGAGCUGUCCGCAGGUGCCAGCCCCAGCCUCCUACCACGCUCACUGCCUGGCUUGGAAAAGUUAAGAAGCCCCUCAGGAAGAGAAUCGAGGCCAAGUUCCUCUGCGCCGAGGGCCCCGAGCAUAUCCGCCAAGGCUCAGCUGCAGUGCCAGGCGGAGGAGGAAGAUCCAGAAAUUGUGAACAAUGUUUGAUUUAGUAGCGUGACUUGCCUUUCCCUUUAAAAACAUCUUUUACAAAUCUGUCUUGGAAUAAAGUCUAUUUUCUGCCUUUUGGUUUUUAA